Penicillium argentinense is the source of this 981-nucleotide messenger RNA. RefSeq names its product CAZyme family GH43. Gene Ontology annotation, biological process: carbohydrate metabolic process. Bases 1 to 981 code for a protein of 326 amino acids. NCBI's taxonomy places the organism in Eukaryota, Fungi, Ascomycota, Eurotiomycetes, Eurotiales, Aspergillaceae. The record is from RefSeq and is a predicted model, not a curated record. Gene Ontology annotation, molecular function: arabinan endo-1,5-alpha-L-arabinosidase activity. The transcript has 3 exons.
AUGCUUGCCUUUUUCUUCUCUUUCAUCAUUGCCUUGGCCGCGGCCUACCCCAACCGGGGUGCCUGCACUGGUAACUGCUGGACCAAAGAUCCCGCAGUCAUAAAGCGUGCCAGCGAUGGCAAGUACUUCCGUUUCGGGACGGGUACUGGUGUCCCAAUUAUCACGUCCGAUUCUAUCAAGGGUCCAUGGUCGGAGGUCGGCAAGGCCCUGCCGAACGGGUCCAAGAUCAAUGUGAAUGGCGUCGACAGUACAAACAUCUGGGCCCCCGAUGUUCACCUUUCUGGUGACACCUACUACAUGUACUAUGUGCUCUCGAAGCUGGGCACCCAGAAUUCCGAGAUUGGUGUAGCUACCUCCAAGACUCUGGCUCCCGGCUCCUGGACCGACCACGGCAGUGUCGGCAUUCCCGCCAACAGCAACUACAACCGCAUCGACCCGAACUGGAUCCAGAUCGAUGGCAAGCAGUACCUCAACUUCGGCUCCUUCUGGGGCGACAUCUACCAGGUGCAGCUGGAUGGCCCGCUCAAGGUCGGCUCCAACACUCCCCACCAGAUCGCCUACAACGAGACCCUCAACCACCGCGAGGAAGGCGCUUUUAUGUACCAGCACGGCAACUUCUACUACCUCUUCUUCAGCUCCGGCAUUGCUGGUGGCUACACCAAGACCUACCCUCCCACUGGUGCUGAGUACCACAUCAGCGUGUGCCGUUCCUCCGGUGGCUCUGGCGGCUUCGUCGACAAGGAGGGCAAGGAUUGCCUCAAGACUGGCGGCACUGUCGUUCUCGCUAGCCACGGACAAGUCUUCGGGCCCGGCGGACAGGGUGUCUUGACUGACAAGGAUCUCGGUCCCGUGCUCUACUACCACUACUACCCUCUGGCCACCAAGCAAGCGGGUGGCUCAGCUGAUGGCGUGAACUCGAACUACAAGUUCUCCUGGAACCAGCUUACCUUCAAGGACGGGUGGCCCGUGGUCUCUGCCUAA